AUGGACACCUCCCAACCACAUGAAGUCGACGUUGUCGGUGGUGAAGACAACAUCUCCAUCGUCAGCUUCGACGAAAUUGAUUCCAGAGCCAGGUCGACUUCCAGAAAUGUGCCUGUACCUCCGAUGGCGCCGUAUCCCCAUAUGGUACCAUAUUCUCCCACGGUCAGAUCUCCCUGGGACAACCCUGAAAGCCUUUAUCCAAGGCAGGAAACACUGAAGGUCAACGGCAAGGUCCCGGAAGUCCUUCACACCGUCGAGUAUUUUGAUUCGCGUGACCAGAUUAUAAAGCGUCGGCAGAGCACUCGAGCUUUCAAAAACGUACCCCCAUUCUCUCGCAGUGAUGAAGAAGGCGAUGUCGAUGGCGAAAACUCCAAUAACAAGGAGCACCCUGUUUUGGAGAUCAUAACAGAGGUUUAUCCCGCCAGAAGCAACAGACCCUACAACCGGCCUCCUCCUCCUCGCCCCUUACGCAACCAAGACGACAGGCCUAUCACCGAUGUUUUCGAAGGAUAUGGCAGUCGUCUUGACGAUGGUCCAAUCGACAUCGAUCACGAGCCCAAUGCUUAUGCCCCUCGCAUCACCCAGCCUUUUAUGAAUAUACAUUCAGCUCAUCUCAUCAACGCUCUCAAGGCUGUUGUAGCCUAUUAUCCCAAGUUCAGCCUUGAGGGCAAGAUAAUCGAGGUUGACUCCCCUUACCAGGUUCUCUAUCACCACCGGCGAGAGCUUGCACAUUACAAAGAUCACCAGCCGUCAAUCCACAGUCCCGAGUAUGCUGCUACCACUGCUAAGCAUAUUGGUAUUCUGCUCAGUUUUCUGGACGACAACCUCGGCGAAGAAAUCCAUCGUGAGGAGGAACGUCAUCAGCUCGAGACUCCCAGGGCCACUUUUGACCUUUUCUGGCUUCUCCUCAAGCCUGGUGAGGUCUUUUAUGCAAAACGCCAUGACAUUUGGGCUCCGUACGUUGUCAGUAGCGUUAACACUGGCAAAAAUACCAACACCAGUUCACGCGACUCGCACAAGGUCAACUGUUGGAUGCUUGAGACCAAUGGCACAAAAAUAAACCGAUAUAUGCACACCUUCUAUCUUUCUCCAUGGCUUGGUGAGCAAGAGAUCGGAGGGCUUUCUGUUAUCCCGAUUGGCUUUUGGCCUGAGGAUCUGGAAGCUCAAGGUGGAGUUGCAAUGAAAGAGAAGAAUAUUGCACUUGGAAAGUUGUAUUGGGAAUUGCUCAAGCGGCCAACAUACAUGGACUACGAGGGUCUUCUUGUUAACUCUGGUACGACCAACCGACAGUCCCGUGGCCCAACUGGAUUCAUGAGUGGCCGUGUCAUCUGUGACGCUUCUGGAUUUGACAGCUUCUACUACGACGGCCCAGAUGAUAUCCGCCGAGGUCGAUACAGAAGCCCUGUGCGACCAAAUAGUGCAGUUUUCCCGCCCAAGGACUUCCUGCCUAGGAACCUUCCACGCUGUGGAUGCGAUGCUUGUAUGGAUGAUCGCUCGAGUGAAGACCCGGAUGGCCCAUAUACCGGCUUCGAGGAUCUUGACCCUACCCGAAACUCGCCGCCUGAGAGCGAUCUAUUCUACCUCGUCUGUAGCAAGACCAUGCCGGGCUUCAUUCUUGGCGAUCGACGCUGGGGUCACUUGAACAUCGCCAAUCUGAAGCCUGUCAAGACAGACAAAGAAGCCUUCAAGUAUCUUGUUCUUGAUGACGAAGUCAAGAUGACUGUGAAGGCUCUUAUUGGGAAGUUUGCAACUGACCUGGGUGAGGGGAGGGUGGCACCCUGGGGUAACGACUUCGUUAAGAAUAAGGGUGAGGGUAGGAUCUUUCUCCUUCAUGGUGCCCCAGGUGUUGGAAAGACAUGUACUGCCGAGUGCAUCGCUGAGCUGACCAACCGACCUCUCAUUUCACUUACAAGCGGUGAUUUAAGUGUUGAUUCUUACCACAUUGAGAACAACCUCAGCUAUUUCCUCGAGCUGGGUCAACGCUAUGGCGCUCUAGUUUUGCUCGAUGAAGCCGAUAUCUAUCUCGAACGUCGCCGCUCCAGUGACAUCAAGAGGAACGGUCUGGUAUCCGUGUUCCUCCGCGCCCUUGAAUACUACCGCGGAGUUCUCUUCCUCACUACCAACCGCGUUCAAUCAUUUGAUAGUGCCUUCCUGAGUCGCAUUCAUGUCGCCCUGCACUACAAGAACCUUGGCCACGAGGAUCGAGAGCGCAUCUGGAGCCAUAACUUUGACCGCUUGAGCCGAGACUCCAACGGCUUGGUUCAUGUUUCCAACGCAGCUCGCGACUAUGUCUGGAAUAGCGAGGAUGUUCGCAGCCUCAAGUGGAAUGGCCGAGAGAUUCGCAAUGCCAUGCAAACUGCACUUGCCCUGGCUGAGAAUGAUGCAGAGGAAGAGAGCACUGAUAAUAUCGCGAUCUGUGUAAAGCACCUUCGGGCCGUUGUCAAGAUGAGUCGCGGCUUCCGUGACUACAUCAAGCAUUCCGCCCCUGUUGAAGGAUUUGAGGACGUGGUCGUCGAUUCUGAGGAGGACAGUGAAUGA
Fusarium pseudograminearum CS3096 is the source of this 2538-nucleotide messenger RNA. RefSeq lists its product as uncharacterized. Gene Ontology annotation, molecular function: ATP binding; ATP hydrolysis activity. The coding region runs from base 1 to 2538 and encodes 845 amino acids. The transcript is spliced from 2 exons. The record is from RefSeq and is a predicted model, not a curated record. NCBI's taxonomy places the organism in Eukaryota, Fungi, Ascomycota, Sordariomycetes, Hypocreales, Nectriaceae.